Molecule: messenger RNA, 1176 nt
Organism: Arvicanthis niloticus (Nile rat)
Lineage: Eukaryota; Metazoa; Chordata; Mammalia; Rodentia; Muridae
Source: RefSeq, a predicted model, not a curated record
AAGAGUGGGCUUUGCUGGAUUCUCCCCAGAAGAAGCUCUACAAAGAUGUCAUGCUGGAGACCUACAGGAACCUCAGUGCUAUAGGAUUUAAUUGGGAAGACCAAAAUUUGGAAGAACAUUGUCAAAGAUCUAGAAGACUCAGAAGGCAUGAAAGAAGUCAGAGCGCAGAGAAACCCUCUGAAUAUACACAGUGUGGCAAAGCCUUUGCUUUACAUGCUCCCAGUCAUGCUCAAAGACAUGAAAGUUUUCAUACAGAAAAGACACCUUAUGAAGAUAUUCAGUGUGUCGAAGCCUUUGCACCUUACACAAGUAGCCAACUAAGUAAAAGCACACAAAUUGGACAGAAACCCUAUGAAUGUAAUCAACAUGGUAAAGCUUUUGCAAAACACAGUCAUCUUAAAAGGCAUGAAAGGAUUCAUACUGGAGAGAAACCCUACAAAUGUAAUCAAUGUGAUAAAGCCUUUUUCCAACACUGUCACCUCCAGAAUCAUAAAAGAAUACAUACAGGAGAGAAACCCUACAAAUGUUUUCAAUGUGAUAAAGACUUUUCUCUACACUAUAACCUCCAGAUGCAUAAAAGAACACAUACAGGAGAGAAACCCUACAAAUGUAAUCAAUGUGAGAAAGCCUUUUUCCAAAAGAGUAGUCUUGCAACACAUAAAAGAUUUCAUACUGGAGAAAAACCCUACAAAUGUAAUGAAUGCAAUAAAGCCUUUUUCCAACACUGUAACCUCCAGAAGCAUAAAAGAACACAUACAGGAGAGAAACCCUACAAAUGUAAUCAAUGUGAAAAAGCCUUUUUCCAAAACAGUAGUCUUGCAACACAUAAAAGAUUUCAUACUGGAGAGAAACCCUACAAAUGUAAUCAAUGUGAGAAAGCCUUUUCCCACCAUAGUUAUCUCCAGAAGCAUAAAAGAACACAUACAGGAGAGAAACCCUACAAAUGUAAUGAAUGUGAGAAAGCUUUUUCAGGACAUUAUAAUCUACAAAGUCAUAAAAGAAAACAUACUGGAAAGAAAUCUUACAAGUGUAAUCAGUGUGAGAAAGCCUUUUCAAAACAUGGUCAUCUCCAAAAGCAUAAAUGAAUACAUACUGGAAAGAAAACCUACAAAGGUAAUGAAUGUAGGAAAGACUUUUUACAACGCCAUCCCUUCUGAAUGUGUAAAUGAACAUACU